Messenger RNA from Epinephelus lanceolatus (giant grouper), 6217 nucleotides. RefSeq names its product solute carrier family 39 member 9 (gene slc39a9). Gene Ontology annotation, biological process: zinc ion transport; transmembrane transport. Gene Ontology annotation, molecular function: metal ion transmembrane transporter activity. Gene Ontology annotation, cellular component: membrane. Lineage: Eukaryota; Metazoa; Chordata; Actinopteri; Perciformes; Serranidae. The record is from RefSeq and is a predicted model, not a curated record.
AGCACUUCACUGCAGCACCAAACAACAGGAUGUUCAGUUAGCCAGUUUGUUACUGUAGCUUUCACCUAACCGCGUCGGGAAGUUGCAAUAUUUACUAUUGACUGCUAUAUCUGGAGGGAACAAUGCGGGGUGACGGAUGUUUACAAGUGAACGUUACCGUGUCAGGAUCCCUCCUUUGUGAAUUUUGAGCGCCGGGCAGUCACCGAAGCUAGUUAGCUUAGCUUUGCUAACGUUAUCGAGGCCAGAGGCUGUAACGUCUCUGUUAAGUUAACGUGGAUGUUUGGCAGCGAGCUGAACUGGUACCAGAACAGGGACGCGACGUUCAUUGGAUUAACAGCGAGUGUUAACCAACAGCUGCAGGUCGGGGCAUGUAAUUUAACUUGAGGAGCACGGAUACAGGUGUUAAAGGUACAGGUGGAGGCUGGUUUUGAUGGUUUAGCUUAGCAGAAGAUUAGCCGAAAAGAAAAGUGCAGCAGUCAUGGACGAUUUUAGCUCGAUCAGCCUACUGUCUCUUGCGAUGUUGGUGGGAUGUUACGUGGCCGGGACUAUUCCUCUAGCAGUCAACUUCUCAGAGGAGAAGCUGAAGCUGAUCACUGUGCUGGGAGCAGGGCUGCUGUGUGGGACUGCACUGGCUGUCAUCAUUCCUGAGGGGGUUCAUGCACUUUAUGAGGAAAUCCUUGAAGGUGGACACCACAGCCACGGCCAGGCCGGAGUCGUGGAAGUGUCCGAGGCGAAGGGCGAAGCAGACGCGGCCCUGAGUGCCAGCGGCAAACACGAGCACAGUCACGAGCAGCUCCACGCCUGCAUCGGAGUGUCUCUGGUCCUUGGCUUUGUCUUCAUGCUGCUGGUGGAUCAGAUAGGCAGCUCUCACGUGCACAGCACUGAAGAUCCAGAGUCAGCGAGGGUCACCUCCUCGAAGAUCACCACCACCCUGGGUCUUGUGGUCCACGCUGCUGCUGAUGGCGUGGCGCUGGGAGCUGCUGCCUCCACCUCUCAGACCAGCGUUCAGCUCAUCGUCUUUGUAGCUAUCAUGCUUCAUAAGGCUCCAGCAGCGUUCGGCCUGGUAUCAUUCCUGAUGCAUGCUGGUCUCGAGAGGAACCGCAUCCGCAAACAUCUCCUGGUCUUUGCCCUGGCAGCGCCCGUCCUCGCCAUGCUCACCUUUUUAGGCCUCAGUCAGAGCAGCAAAGAGGCCCUGUCAGACAUCAACGCCACCGGCGUCGCUAUGCUCUUCUCUGCCGGCACCUUCCUCUACGUGGCCACCGUCCAUGUCCUCCCUGAGGUCGGGGGUGGCGGCCACAGCCACGCUCCUACAGGAGGGAACGGAGGGAAAGGACUGAGCAAGGUGGAGGUGGUAGCUCUGGUCCUGGGCUGCCUCAUUCCUCUGGUGCUGUCGGUCGGUCACCACCAUUAGACUCCAGUACAGAUUUAAGACAGGUGUACAGGGCGAAAACACGGAGACAGAGACUUCAAACAUUGUGGAUCUAAAAUGUCUUAUUGCUUGUUGUCUGCUGAUGGACCUCAGGGACCAGACUGGUGCUCGAUGCGGGGAAGUCAUGUGACUCCAAACUGAGCUUGAAACAGAGAAUGAAUGAUGUUAGUGAAAUCAGAGUUGCUACCAUGACGACCGAGGAACAUGAGAAUGUUUUUCCUGAUACAGCCGCUGUAUGUGUCCGUUUAUUCCACCAGAAAUCUUUUUAUAAGAGAGAGCAGAAGUGUGGACCCUUUAGUUUACUGCGACCACCGUGGAGUUUUCAGUGUUUCAUUAUCGUGCUCGUCCGAAGUCAAAGACCCAACUCUAAUAUCAUUACAGUGAUGUUUUACUAGAUGGCAGUUGCGCAGUGAGAUUUGAUGAAGCCCGUGAUAUCAAGAAAGCAAACUCUCUUUUUUAUACCUGUACAGAGUGUAAAUCUCUUAGCAACAAUCCCGAUUAAUUUGAGCUGAUUUUUCAAGUGCCAUAUUAGCAAGUUGAACCCCGAGGAGACGACGCCGUGAGGACAGUACAGUUUAAAGUAAAUGUUCCUGACUUAUUUUCUUACCAACAGAGAGCUUUUUUUUUUGCAGCUAAUGACGAAGCAGGACGAGCUCAGCCUGAAUAACCAGUCAGAUGCUCGUAUGAAAUCCUUGCUCUGGCUCGCGAGUGUAGAAAAAUCAGCUGUAACAAGCAGUUUCAGUGCUCUGAUGGGAAGCCUGUCUCUGUCGGAUACUGAUGGUGUGUCACAAACUUAAAUGCUCAAACCCGAGUCCUGCGCAAGGAGAAGACACAGCCAGCCUUGAUGUAACACAACAUGAACUGCCACUUUUAUUUUAUGUUUAGUUUCUGGACAUGUUUAUUUUGAAGUAAUUAUAAAUAGAUGUCGGAGGAAACAAUCUUUAUAGAGUCGUCUUAAGUGAUUGUAUAGAGUGUUAUUAAGUUUAUUUGGAGGUGGAGGUCUGAGUGAAUGAUUUGCCUCGCAGAAGGCAUUAACUGGAGAAAACGUUUCGGGACCAUCGGCUCAGGAGAGCAGACAUACAACAGAUCCUGCGAGGAGAAUUUAGAACAAAACCCUUUUUUUAUUUAGUUGGUUUACUCCUCAUUAGUUUAACACACCUGAGCAAUAAUGAUAUACGUGAAAUUGGGGCACUUCCUUCGCAGAAGUGCAGCAGAGUCUGAAAUGGCUACAGAGGGUUUGUCUUCAUCUUCAAAGCACUUGAACGCAGCCCUGCCCUGCUCUGACAUCCCCCCGUCUCUGCCUCAGUACCAUUAAAACAGUGAUGCGUUAAGAUGUAAGUAGGCUGCUCCCUCUUCGAUCAGGACAGGUGGAUAUUGUGAGUGUAUCACUGUGCCUGCUCACAGCAGAGCUCAUGUAUAUGUCUGUAAGUAUGUACUGUACAGAGUAACUUCUUCCUUUCCACAGUCAUCAUGAUCUCUUGUGUGAGGUGGAACUGCUUACUCACAAAUACCUUUUUUUAUUCUUGAUUUUUUUUUUGGACAUGGAUAAGCUGUUCCGACUCGGGAGGCCACAGACUGUCUGAGGAGUCUCUGUUUUAUGUAUAAAUUGAACGGUUUUCCAUCUCGUCAAUUAAGAAGGAGAGGAGGAGGAGGAGAAACCCGCUGUGAUGUUUUAGAGCGAUGUGAGUGGGUCGCAUGCAGACCAGCAGCUGCAUGACUGUUUUAUUUUUUAUGGGGACGGUGUAUGUGUGUUCAAAAAGGGAAACCCCCCUCACUGUGUCGCUUUACACUCGGGCUUGUUGGAGGACGGAGCCCCAUCAUGUGCCGUCUCAUCAAAAUCCCUGCAGAAAUUUGGCCUUUACGUGUUUCUCAUCCAAAAAUAUUUAAUGAAAUUAGCUCACUGGUGUGUGUGUAACGGGCAGCAGCUUAUGAUUGAUUUAAAUAUCUGUUCAUCUGUUGAUUAUUUUCUUGUUGAAAGGUUCUGUAUGUGACGUUCAGAGCAUUAAUACAGCAGCAAACCACUAUUUGCUAUGUAAAGAUAUAGUGGAGUAAUGGCGUCCAGAGCGGAGUCAGGAGUCAGGCUCCGUCUGUGUGUGUUGUCUGUGGUUUGUUGAGGGAAGCCAGUGUGGCUGCACUUGCAUGUUAGUGCAUGUGUGUGUCCCACUGGCUUUGCACUGCAUUCAUAUGGUGGUUACAGCUGACACACAGCUCGUUCCCUCAUGUUGAGACCUGAGUGCAGACAACUCAUAUGCUCUGAAUUUCACACACAGCUCCUUUAAUCACUUGGUUUAAAGAUGUCCAUCAAAAGUCCGAGGUGACAUCCUCAGAUAUCUUGCUUUGUUCAACCAACGAUUCAAAAAACCCAAAUAUAUCAAGUUGACUGUCAUAGAAGAUGAAGAAGCCCAGUGAAUGAUCACAUGUGAGAUGAUGGAGCUUGUGACUUUUUGCCAACGAUUAAUUGAUUUUUAAAAAUUGUUGCAGAUACAUUUUCUGUGGAUUGAUUAUUCGCUGCUGCUCUAUCUGUGUGUGUUAUGUUCAUGAUUUACCAAGCUGCAUGUAUUUGGGAAUGUGUCAGCUUUAAAGCCCUUGAAAACAUAGGUUGAAAUCUUGGUUAUAUCUCCAUAAGAUUACAUUUCCAUGACUAAAUAUUAAACAAUCAAAGUUAGAGUUUGAAUAAGAGCCAUCCUUGACUGUUAUUUAUAAACAGCGUAACAACCAGAGCUUUUCUAACUUUGGCAGAAAACAUUGUGCUCAUGUUGGAGGCCAUCAUUUAUCAUAAAAAAGCUGACUGAGAAAUGAAGUGUUCGGGACCUUUAAAGCUCAUUCAUGUUGGUCACAUUAAUUAUUUUAGGGAGGAGGAUGAAGGAACAACUUGUUAACUAGUUACAAAAGUUUAUAGAUAAUAUGAAUUAAAAUCAAAAUGUAGUUUGUAGGCUGCAACAAACAGUUAUGUUCAUUAUCAAUUGAUCUGCCGAUUAUUUUCUGGAUUCAUCGUCUUGUUGAUGCAGUGUCAGAAAGUAGUGAAAAACACCACGUGGAAUUCCCCAGAACUCAACGUGAAAUCGAUAAAUGAUUUGUUAUAUCUGAGCAACAGUCAAAAAAAUACAAAGCUGUUCAGUUUAUUAUCAUGUAAGACAAAGAAAAGCAUCAGAUUCUCACAUUUACGCAGCAUGAAACCAGCAAAAUUGACAAUUUCUAUCUAUUGAUUAAUCGACAAAUCAUCACAGCUCUGUUGGUUACUGUAUUAUUCCUCCUCUCCAUGCUAACAGUGAGAAGUGCCGUUGUCUACAGUGUGAUUCCAGUGUAAAUAAGGGGGAUUUUUAAAGUUUAGCCAAAGAGUUACACAUAGCACACAUUGCAAACUCUCUUCUUGUGUUAUUAUGUUGCCUUCAAACGAUUAAAACUGUACUUGAUUUGUGUAACUCUGACUGAAGCCUCGCAUAAGCUUUGGCUGAACUUUUGGAUUUGUUUAUAAAGCUGUAGAUUUUGUCCCUGAUCUGUUACAUUGGAAUAUCAUUGGGAAGGCAUGUUGUCAUGGGCAGUGUGGACAGGAGGAAUGAGUACAGCGAGCAAAGUAUACAUAUGGGUACAUGACUGUUAUUUUCCAAAGGUAAACUCUGCAGGAUUUUCCUUAAAAACAAUGUAUAGUCACAUACAGAAUAUAAUAAUAUCAGCAUGUCAUCAGUAUUGGGUGAUACCGGCUUUAGAGUGAGCUAUUAGUGUUGUAUUUCAUGUCUCCAUCUGCUGGUGGGCCGUCAUGAUAAGAGUAUGUAUGUAUAAUAUGUUCAGUCCACUACAGAAGAGACUUGAUGAUCACUAAAAUUACGAGGGAAAAAAUAAUAUAUCAAUAUCAGUUAGUGUAGCAGUGUGUUUUUCUGCAGAGACUCUGCUUUCUUUUCUAUGUUUGGGAUGUUUAUGAACGUGCACCCCCACAGCGCUCAGGUGAGGUUGGGGUGUCAUUAAAAGGCAGCGACCAGGUGUCAGACAAUAAGCAGCAGGCGUCCAAGAGACCCAGCAAAAGAAAAAACGGAUAUAAUGAGGCGACAUUUUAAAUGAUAGUGAAACUGGGGUCGACUUUUACUUUCACUGGUGAGCAUUUUAACAAACAGGAAGUGAGAAUCCUGCAGAGUUUACCUUUACAACUAUCCCUUAAAACUAACUGUAUAAUCUGAAAAUGUAUCGCCACAAACCUAGAAGCAAGCUGUUGAGAUGCAUGGUUUUCACAGGGCUGCAGCAGGGUUAUAAGGUUUAUUCUACAGUUCGUAAUGUUCAUGUUAAGUCUGAACCUUAUGCACGUCUCUUGUGUUAACUGAUGUUUGCUGCUUCUUUUUCAAUUGAAUUAAUGUGAAGCUUCAUUGUUGCAUCAUGAACAAUCUUCUGAAGCUUUUAUUUUUUGUUUGAUCAUCAUCAAGUCUGUGGUGUUCGUCUGAUCAUGUUAAAAUGCAGUAAGCUCUGUUAUAUUUAAUCACAUGUUGAGACUGUCUGCACUUUACACACAUGCAUAAAAAUUAAGAAAAUUAAAUUCUAGCAACCAUUAAAGCUGCCAGAUCUCUGCAGGAGGAGGUGUCGGCACACGUUGGAGCUGAGCGGAGGUUUCAGUUUGGGUCGGAAGAGUUUUAGGAUCAAGUUAAUAUUUGUCAUAGUUUCAGUGGGGGUCUUUUUUUCUUGUUUUUGUUUUCUGUCAUUCCAGAAUGAGUCUGCCUUAUUUCCACACUUUUGAUUGUGAAAAUCGGUUGUAAAGCGAUGUGUUUUAUGACGACUAAAUUAAAGUUUUUUAACUGGUGAAAA